Molecule: messenger RNA, 1561 nt
Organism: Acanthisitta chloris (rifleman)
Lineage: Eukaryota; Metazoa; Chordata; Aves; Passeriformes; Acanthisittidae
Gene: PAH
Product: phenylalanine hydroxylase
Exons: 13
Coding region: 1-1341 (446 amino acids)
Biological process (GO): L-phenylalanine catabolic process; L-tyrosine biosynthetic process
Molecular function (GO): iron ion binding; phenylalanine 4-monooxygenase activity
Source: RefSeq, a predicted model, not a curated record
AUGGACUCACAGCACUGCAAAAUGAAUGGUGACCCAUUCCAGGAAUCUAUGUACAUUGAAGAGUCCCAAAAUAAAAAUGGGGUGAUUUCUCUGAUUUUCUCUCUGAAAGAAGAAGUUGGAGCAUUGGCUAAAGUCCUGCGAACAUUUGAGGAAAAGGGUAUAAACUUGACCCACAUUGAGUCUCGACCUUCACGUCUCAACAAAGAUGAGUAUGAAUUCUUCAUUAACUUGGAGGGCAAGAAUGUCCCAGCACUGGACAAGAUCAUCAAGUCCUUGAGAAGUGAUAUUGGAGCAACAGUUCAUGAGCUUUCACGCACAAAGAAGAAGGACACUGUACCAUGGUUCCCAAGAAGUAUCCAGGAGCUGGACAGAUUUGCCAAUCAGAUCCUAAGCUAUGGAGCAGAACUGGAUGCUGAUCAUCCUGGCUUCAAAGAUCCUGUGUACAGGGCCCGAAGGAAGGAGUUUGCAGAUAUUGCCUACAACUACAGACAUGGCCAACCUAUUCCUCGUGUCACCUAUACGGAAGAAGAAAAGAAAACAUGGGGCACUGUCUUCAGGGAGCUGAAGAGCCUCUAUCCAACUCAUGCUUGCUAUGAACAUAACCACGUGUUCCCACUACUGGAGAAGUACUGCGGCUACAGGGAGGACAACAUUCCCCAGCUUGAAGACAUUUCAAAAUUCUUGCAGUCCUGCACUGGAUUUCGCCUGCGUCCUGUUGCAGGCUUGCUCUCCUCUCGGGAUUUCUUGGCUGGGCUGGCUUUCCGAGUAUUCCACUCCACGCAGUACAUUCGCCAUGCCUCCAAACCCAUGUACACACCAGAGCCUGAUAUUUGUCAUGAGCUGCUAGGACAUGUGCCUCUUUUCGCUGAUCCCAGUUUUGCUCAGUUUUCCCAGGAAAUUGGACUGGCAUCUCUGGGAGCUCCAGAUGAUUUCAUCGAGAAACUUGCUACGGUUUAUUGGUUUACAGUGGAGUUUGGACUAUGCAAGGAAGGCGAUUCCCUCAAGGCAUAUGGUGCAGGGCUGCUGUCUUCAUUUGGGGAGCUGCAGUAUUGUUUAUCAAAUAAGCCUGAGAUUCAGCCUCUCGUCCUGGAGAAGACUUCUGUGCAGAAGUACCCUGUUACUGAGUUCCAGCCUGUCUACUAUGUUGCUGAAAGUUUCAAAGAUGCAAAAGAUAAGCUAAGGAAAUUUGCUCAAACAAUCCCUCGUCCUUUCUCUGUUCGGUACAAUCCCUACACCCAGAGGAUUGAAGUCUUGGACAAUGCAAAGCAGCUGAAGAACUUGGCUGACACUAUCAAUAGUGAGAUGGGGAUCCUUUGCAAUGCCCUCCAGAAGAUAAAAUGAAGAUUUUCUGUAAUUUGCUAAUCACUGCAUACUGACUAGAAGCUUCAAAUGCCAGUCUUCAUCUAGUCUCGGUCUAUUAUCUUCCAGUGUACUGCAUGAAUGCUGAUGUUAUAUAUCUUAAUUACCAUAGAUUAGCAGAGGAAUAGACAUCUGCAGGUGACCCUUGACUUUUUUGGCCUUCAGACACUAAUCCAUUUUUUCUUACUAAUGCAUAAAAUUA